This is a messenger RNA of Anarrhichthys ocellatus (wolf-eel), 2221 nucleotides long. RefSeq names its product multiple inositol polyphosphate phosphatase 1-like. NCBI's taxonomy places the organism in Eukaryota, Metazoa, Chordata, Actinopteri, Perciformes, Anarhichadidae. The record is from RefSeq and is a predicted model, not a curated record. The transcript has 5 exons. The coding region runs from base 71 to 847 and encodes 258 amino acids. Gene Ontology annotation, molecular function: acid phosphatase activity; inositol phosphate phosphatase activity.
CAGCAGUAGUGCCCUGUUACAGCAGUAGUGCUCUGUUACAGAGCUAACUCACCAGCUGGACGAUGAUUUGAUGCGUUUCUUCGAGCGGUGCCGUGGUUACGUGGAGGGCGUGGAGAAGAACCUCACGGCUCUGAUGGAGGUCGAGAAGUUCAAACACGGAGAAGAGAUGAAGACUGUGAGGAGGAAGGUGGAGGAGAGACUAGGUCUUCAUCAGGACGCUCUCACACCAGAUCUGGUUGAAGCUGCCUUUUUCUUGUGUUCCUACGAGCUCUCCAUCAAAUCUCUUCACUCUUCGUGGUGUUUCCUGUUUGAUGAAGACGAUGCAAAGGUGUUGGAGUAUAAGUCUGACCUGAAGCAGUACUGGAUGCGUUUUCAUGGUCAUGUGAUCAACAGUCUGUCCAGCUGUCCUCUGUUCCAUCACGUAUUCAGGACUCUGGACAGAGCUGGACGUCCCCGCAGGUCCACCGAUGCUCCUCCUGAGCCGGCCUCCAUCCUGAUUGGUCACGCCGAGACGCUCCUCCCCCUCCUCUCCCUGCUGGGACUCUACAAGGAUGAGACUCCGCCCACCGCUGACAACUACCACUCACAGCAUGGCAGAAGCUUCCGGUCCGGUCUCAUCGUCCCGUACGCCGCCAACCUGCUCUUCGUCCUGUACGACUGCCAGCGAGGCCCACGGCUGCAGCUGCUCGUCAACGAGUCGCCGGUUCGAUUCCCGGGUCUGGAGACGGAGGACGCGCCGCUGUACCGGGACGUCCGGGCCGUGUACCGCCACCUGCUGGACGGCUGCGACUUCCACAGGGAAUGCGAGGGGACGAGCGGCGGCCGGGGACCAAACAUUGAACUCUGAGGCGGCAGGUAGAGACGGUGAAGACACGAGGCCUUAAUCAAUACAUCGGUUUACUGAAACUAGUGUACAUGUACACGUACGCAGUACUCACAGCUCAGCGCCUCCUGCUGGGGAGAAACUGAACAGAAGCUUUUUAAUGUUCAGUAACAACAGAUUCAUGAAUCCGUCUGCUUUAAUAUCACGUUAUGAGUUCUUCUUCAAAUACCAAAAAGGGUAAAAAAGGUAAAAAACUGAUCUUUUGCAUCAAAGCUGUUUCGCCGCGUCGACCUCAGCAAGCCCCGCCCCUUCCCUGUGUCAACCAAUGACAUGUGAGCAGUAGUGAUCGGAGAGAGAGACAGUCAAUGUCUGAUCGUUUAAAAGAUAUUUUCAGUUCGUUGUAGCUUCAUUUAGUUUAGUGUUGAACUUCGUCUCGUCACUGUGAACGUAGCUAUGUUAGCUAGCGAGCUAACGUCACUACGUUCACAGUGACAUCACGUUUUCUUGUUUAGUCAGCGACAAACAUCGUAUCUUCAGAGAGAGCGUGAUGUCGUCUGUCUAAAGAUGUAUGUUUUACGAUGAACUGACACUUUCUUGAACGUAAAAUGAUCUUUUAAAUGUUCAAACAUCAACAUUUGUUCCCAAUUCAAACGGGAUCAAACUUUAUUCGUCUCCGUUGACGAGCGUCCACAUUUCUUCUGGAUUAAGGUCCCAAAGUCGUCCACUGAGAUGCUUUUAAAAGUUUUAAAAAUAUUUUGUUUCUAAUUUUUCAAUCUCAUAAACCUGCAGUUUCUUCUUCACGUUUUCACAUCUGGAGUCAAACACAGAAAUACGAUUCAAUAAGCAUUUAAUGAAUUAUAUUAAUUAUAAAAACACUAUUUUAAAUGUUAUUUCAUCAUUUCUUAUUUGUUUCUGUGAUGAUUCAUUAAUAACUUGAGGAUAAAAGAGCGUCACAGAUAUUAAUGAUCUUCUUCUUUUGGGUCUUUUAUUUUGGUGAAGUGACCAUUUAAUGUUUAAGUCAGUUCAGAAAAUGAUGUUUUUUGUUGGUGACACUUCAGGGUUCAUCUGUUUUUAUUCUGUAUUUAUUGAAAUGAUCAUGUGAUCCUUUUUAUUUAAAGCUGCAGUUCCUCUAACGGACACCAGAGGCUGCUGUGAUCAACCGACUGUGUGGAAGUUUUUCACAAUAAGAGUCCCGUUGAGGAGAUAAUGAGGCACUUUGUGUCUUCAGGGAGAAUCGUUUUCUGUCAUUGUUUCUAAAUGAGUUAAAAGUUCAAAUGGAGGCUCAGCUUUUUAAAGGGCCGUCAGGUUUCACUCUUUGACUUCCUGUUACUGCAGAACGAUACCAAAUGUUUUCACUGAAAAGCUUUAAUAAACGUUUUCACUCGUGAAGAAGAACAA